AUGGACGAAUCCAAUGCAAGUGCAAGUGCAAGCCAGAGGAGCAUGAAUGGGCAAAGGAAUGUGAUGUGUGAUCCAAGCAACUUGGAUCGUAGCGUCACGGAAGCCCCCCGCACUCCUUCGUUCAUUCCCAAUGGGUCUUUGUCCCCUGGAUCAAUGUCCUUGCUGUUUGACACACCUCAGACAAUUGUUGGAAGGCCUAGCAGGAGCAGAGGAGUAAGAGGGACCGACCCGUCAUCCGUAAUAGGCAAGGGCUCAGAUGCGCGUGCCUCCCCUGUGCAGCCUGCAGACGCUUUAUCGUGGCUCUACCAACGAGCAAACAAGAUGAAGUGGAACGGCCUUUUUAACGAGACAGGGCUUAGGGACUUGGGUUACAAUCUAACUGCUAUAGUCGAUCUUUAG
Messenger RNA from Fusarium graminearum PH-1, 399 nucleotides. RefSeq lists its product as uncharacterized. The transcript has 2 exons. Bases 1 to 399 code for a protein of 132 amino acids. Lineage: Eukaryota; Fungi; Ascomycota; Sordariomycetes; Hypocreales; Nectriaceae. The record is from RefSeq and is a predicted model, not a curated record.